This is a messenger RNA of Xyrauchen texanus (razorback sucker), 3226 nucleotides long. RefSeq names its product prenylcysteine oxidase-like. The transcript is spliced from 6 exons. The coding region runs from base 278 to 1768 and encodes 496 amino acids. Gene Ontology annotation, molecular function: prenylcysteine oxidase activity. Gene Ontology annotation, biological process: prenylated protein catabolic process; prenylcysteine catabolic process. NCBI's taxonomy places the organism in Eukaryota, Metazoa, Chordata, Actinopteri, Cypriniformes, Catostomidae. The record is from RefSeq and is a predicted model, not a curated record.
CGUGCGCGUGUGUGACGAUUCAUGGCCGCUUGUUGCCAGAUUGUUCACGAGGGAAUAAAUACGCAAUUACUGUAGCAUAAUUAACCAAAAUCAUCUAAGUUCUGAUAUAUCAAUAUAUGUUUAUUUGUGAUUCAUUAUCUUCAAGAGAUGGGAAGAGAUUCGUUGAGACUUGGCAUUCAUUUGGCGUGAACGCAGGCGCAUCAUCUGCGAUUUUCUCUGAUCGUGGAAUGAUCCCGUUUAUCGUUGACCUUUUAAUGUCGUUUCGGCUAUUAUAAACAUGCAUCAGUAUUUAUACGUUGUUCUUGCUUUUGUGCACAUAUUGGCGGAUUCGGAUUUAGCUAAAUUUGAUGGUGCCGCUCCCUCUAAAAUAGCUGUUGUGGGGGCUGGAAUUGGAGGAACCGCUACAGCUCAUUUCCUGAGGCAGCAUUUCGGUCCAGAAGUGAGAAUUGAUGUGUUUGAGAAGGGGUCGGUCGGUGGUCGUCUGGCGACUGUCUCAGUGAACCACCAAGACUAUGAGUCUGGUGGAUCUAUCAUUCAUUCCCUCAACCUGCACAUGCAGGACUUUGUCCAACAACUGGGUCUGAAAUACCGUAAAAGUGUGGCUGGGAAAACGUCAGUUUUCAAUGGAGAGGAGUUCAUUCUGGAGGAAACCGACUGGUAUCUGUUGGAUUUGUUUCGUUUGUGGUGGCGCUAUGGGAUCAGCUUCAUCCGUCUGCAGAUGUGGGUGGAAGAGAUCAUGGAAAAGUUCAUGAGAAUCUAUAAAUACCAAGCCCAUGGCUAUGCCUUCAGUUCAGUAGAAGAGCUGCUUCACUCUCUGGGGGGUUCAGGAUUUAUCAACAUGACCCAACGCUCUCUUUCUGAGUCUCUGUUAGAACUGGGCGUCUCCCAGCGCUUCAUAGAUGAAGUCAUAGCACCAAUCAUGAGGGUCAACUAUGGCCAGAACAUCAGCAUCCCAGAAUUUGUAGGUGCUGUGUCUCUGGCUGGUGCACAGGCCAAUCUCUGGGCUGUGGAGGGAGGGAACAAGUUGGUUUGUUCAGGCCUGCUAAAACUGGCAAAGGCUAAUCUCAUCCAGAGUCAGGUUAAAACCAUUGCCCUCCAAUCUAUAGGAGAUUACCACCAAUAUGAGAUUACCUACAACUCUCAAAAUGAAAGGACAUCUGAGCUCUAUGACAUCGUAGUACUAGCUACACCUCUCCAACAUAAUGUUAACUCCGGCAUCUCAUUCCAUGGCUUUGAGCCUCAGCUGCCAGAAAUGGCGGGCUCAUAUCACCAAACUGUUGCCUCCAUCAUCCAUGGCUACCUGAAUUGCUCUUACUUUGGCUUCCCUGACCCUAAGCUCUUCCCGUUUGCUAGCAUACUUACCACAGAUACUCCUGGACUCUUCUUCAACAGCGCCGCAAGUGUCUGUCCAGUCAACAUAACCUCUGGUUUCCGCCGCAAACAGCCUCAGGAGGCUGGAGUAUACAAGGUAUUUUCUCCUAAACCUCUGGAGAAGAAUGAGCUGAAAACACUUUUUAAGUCUUACUACUCUGUGCAGGUCACAGAAUGGUUGGCAUACCCUCACUACGGAAGCACACAAGGGUUGCCACCGGUGGUACUGCAUGAAAGCUUGUACUACCUUAAUGGCAUUGAAUGGGCUGGGAGUGCAAUGGAGAUGAGCUCUGUGGCCGCUAAAAACAUAGCGCUGUUGGCUUAUCACCGUUGGAAUAGACAAUUCGAAAUGAUUGACCAGAAAGAUCUCAUGCACAAGGUGAAGACAGAACUGUGAUAGACCCAUUCUUCGGUGUUAUGAGGACUGUAUUGUUGAAAUUCUUAUGUGCUAGCCUGAUUUUGGAUCGGCGUGAGCGGAAGUAGAAAACUGUGAGUGACUGAGUGAUGCCACCAGUUGCUUUAUAUGUGCUUCUCAGCCUACACCAGUUUGACGCCAGAUUUAUCAAGUAUACGGAUUUCUACAAAAGCAUGUUGUUUCUCCAUCUGUGAUUCCACGCCACGUAAAUACUUAGUACACUGCAAAAAUCAAUUUCUGACCUAAUUUUCAUUUUUGUCUUGUUUUAUAGAAUGUUUUUUCACAUCCUUAAAACGAGACAUUUACUUGAGAAGCAAAAUGACAGGAUAUUAAAAGCUGUUUGCCAAUGUGUUAAGAAAAAUUUACUUCAUACGAAGGAAAUAAAAAAAAAAAAUGGUAUCCCACUUUAAAAUAGUGUUUCUUGUUUUAAGCAUUAACAUCACAAAAUUAGUUCGAUUUCUCUUAAAACCCAACAUUAUCACAAGGAAAGUCUGCAUAUUUUUUUAAAGAGUUAUGGUAACCCUGAAUCGGCAACAGUAUGCUGACGUACCGACAAGCAACGUCUCCUAUCAGACAUGUUUGCAUUGGCUCCACCGUGUUAACCUUCCCCUAAUCACAUUCGGAUAAUCGGUGACGAGUGUGAUUCAGAGGUUGCAUUUUUCCCUCUAACAAUAAAUUUUUACUCCACUGAUGGUUAGGUUUGGGGGUUCAGUUUUUACAAUUUGCAUUCCUCUUCACUGUAUUGCAUCCUGUACAGCUGAAAACAGUUCGCUUUACAACUCUUUAAGCACACCUCCGUGGACAUUUCACUCGGGAAAUAGAACCCAUACACCCAACGACACUUGUGGCUUUGGCCACUGUGGGCAGUGUUUCGCAUUUCAGUUGCUCAGAGUGAUUUCAACCUUAUGUUUGCGAUUUCACUGUGAGAUCAGUCUGAUAAAUUAGACUUAAUCUCAUGUAAUUUUGGUUGUCAAGUAAAUCUACAAUUUAUUAAAAUUAUUUAGAAAAUUUAAAAACAAAGUGUUUAUGUGGAGAAAACGGACAGCAGUGUGGUCUCAGGCCAAAUGCGAUCUGGCAGCAGAAAUGUGUGGGUCAAGGGAACACUCUUGUGGAGAAAUGUGAAAGUGAUAGCCCAUUCUUUUUCUACACUCUGGAUAAUGUGGAUUUUUAUUUUAAUGCUUGCUGUAAAAGUUUUUCAAAAUUCCACAAAUUCUAUCUUUAUUAUUAUUAUUAUUAUUAUUUGUUUUUACAUGCUUUUUUAUUUGUAACAGCAUUGAUUAUGGAAAAGCUCUUUACACCAAAUCAAGCACUGUGUUUUGCAACACUGGACAAUGAAUCUUAAAAUGAAGUAUUUAUUAAUUAUGAUGGCUUGCUUAACUUUCUCAUUUCAAUAAAUUAUGGCUGAUUGCCACCAAAGUCAAUUUCUUGUCUUUUGAAAUG